AUGUCUGUCCGCUGCGCGACGUCGCGCGCCGAGAUGGCACGCGGGCGCGGUGUGUCGCGCGACAUCAUGCAACCUGGUUCGCCUCUUCUUGCAACUCAUGCUAACUCUUGCUCCCCAGGCGAACCCGAACCGAGGCGCUCAGUGCGCGCGACCAAGGGCCAACAUACAAAGUCCUUCGACGAACUCGAGCAGCUCGCUGUCCCGAAACGACGCCAAACGAAGAAGUCCAGGAAGGCCCUGGACGAGGAGGAGCAGUCCCAAGAACCAGAGGAGAUCAUCCGAUGCGUCUGUGGUGCUACGGAGCAGGACGAGGACUCGGGCGAGGCCUGGAUCUCGUGCGAGACAUGCUACGCGUGGCAGCACAAUGUCUGCGUCGGCGUGAGCUCAUACGAGGAUGAGAUCCCGGAGUACUACUGGUGCGAGCAGUGCCGCCCGCAGGAGCACAAAGUGCUACUGGACGGCAUUGCUAAGGGAGAGCAGCCAUGGAUCGCCCGGCGCAAGGCCCAUGAGGAAGAGGUGGCAAGCAGAAAGAGGAGGGGCGGUAGAAAGCCCAAGGCGAAGCGUGCAAGUGAUCCAAAGGACGAUAUUGAAAAAGACGGUCGCAGCAAGGCCAAGGCAUCACCAGCGCCAGAUGCUUCAGCAAAAGAGAGACGCGAAUCUGGAGGACGGCCAGGCAAACGGAAGUCGCGGGACGACUCGCAGGACGGCGAGCCCAAGGCAUGUAGUACCGAAAUUUCUCUCCCUUUGAACUGUCUACUAAUCGAGGCGCAGAACUCCAAGUUGCGACGCGUGCCAGCAAACGAAUCAUCCGCAGGUGGCGUUGAAUAUACACCCCCGGCCGACUUAGCCACCGCCAUAUCGGAGUUGCCAGCUACCAGAGCCGGUCCAGCCAGGGCCUUGAGAAAGUCAAUUUUACACGUUUUGUCGUCAAUGGAGAAGAACAAGACUGUCAAGAUUCCCAAAGAUAGCUCCGCAGAGAGCAUGUCAGAGACAAAUGCCCUCCAGAUCGAACGCGCCGUGUUUGACACCCACCCAGCCACCAAAGGCCAAAAGGAAUAUAAUCAGCAGAUCAAGUCGCUCACAUUUAACCUCAAGAAUAAUCCAGAACUUGUUGAAGGCUUGGUUCAAAAGACCCAUUCUCCGGCCGGGCUGGCCGUGAUGACAUCGGAACAACUUGCCUCUGCAGAGAUGCAGAAGCAGACCGCGGAGAUGAAGGCCAAGGCAGAGAAGCAGUCCAUCCUCUACACAGCGGAUACGGGACCCCGCGUUCGACGAACGCACAAGGGUGAGGAAGUGGUGGAAGAUGAGAGUCUCGCGAUUACGAAUGAGCUUCCGAUACCUCGUGGAGGAGGUGCUCGACGCGGUGCCGCCACGGACCCAAGCCAAGCGAUCAAGCGAGAGUCCUUGAGCACCGACUACGACAUGGCUCAGUCCCCCAAGCAACAGGACGAUCAACGUUCGCCUAGCCAGUCUAAAUUUGACAUCUCUGAGGUUUUUUCACAAGUCAAGUCACCGACACAAGCGCAGCGUCGCCGUCCAUCAGCGCCUGUCCUCAACACAUCCGGCCCCGGCUUCGACCCCGACGUCGACCGGAUGCUGGAAGACGAGAACGACUCACCGCCGUACUCGCCCACCGAAGACUCAACAGACCCCGACAUUGUCUGGAGAGGAUCGCUGGCCAUGAGCUCCAUCGCCGACUUUCAAGCCACGGGAAAGCAUGUGGGUGGCGCCAACUUUGCCAACCUGGGGCACUGGUCCAAGCUGAUACCGAAGCGCAUGACUGUGGCCGGUCGCAUUACGGAGCAGAGUGCCAUCGAGUAUCUCUGCAGCCUUCGGUACAGCAACCUGACGGAUAUUGUCGUUGUCGGUCUGGCCCCAACCUCUCCAGAAGCGCAGCCGGAAUACAACGCGUUGGUUGACUACUUUGUGAGCAAGAAGCGCUAUGGCGUCGUCGGCAACAAGGCGGCAGGCAAUGUUCGUGAUACAUAUCUCGUGCCCGUCCCGCCUGGGGAGAACAAUCACCCAGAGUUCAUGCUGAACCUGGUCGACAAUUUCAUCCCUCAGACGCGCACCGAACCCCUGUUGCUGGCCGUCUUUGUGUACCGCAACGAGCCCUCCGAGACCCUGGCGCCCCAGGACGAACAAGUCGUUUCCCCCUCGACGCCUGCCAUAGCCUCAGCGCCCAAUACGGAGGGAUACGCGCAGCGGAGCAACUCCAUACCCGGCCCCGGCUUCUCCCCCGCCACGCCGCGCGGCGGCUUCGCCGGCUCCCCUUCCAACAAUGGUACCACGCCCAGCCAGUUCGCCACGCCGAUCCCGUCGCACCUGGCGGCCGCCCCGCUGCCGCCCGCGCCAACGCCGCCCAAUGCCUCGAACCUGACCAGCCCCCCGCCGCCGUUUGCUCAGAUGACCGAGGCCCAAAAGGUCCAGGCGCAGCAGGCCGCCGAGCAAACGGCUCGCGAGGUCCUUGGCGCCUUUGUCAAGGUACCCACGGUGCAGUUUCUGCUGCCCCAGGCGCACCAGAUGGCACGCCGCGAGUGGGAGAUUAUCAAGUCCGUCUACGAGCGGGAGCCCAGGGCGCGCGAUGAUCUGCAGUACUUGAGCGUGUUGCUGGAAAAGGAAGGAGGACCGAAGCAGCCCUAA
This is a messenger RNA of Cordyceps militaris CM01, 2643 nucleotides long. Its product is annotated as PHD finger domain protein, putative. Gene Ontology annotation, cellular component: nucleus. Gene Ontology annotation, biological process: DNA-templated transcription; transcription antitermination; transcription elongation by RNA polymerase II. Bases 1 to 2643 code for a protein of 880 amino acids. Gene Ontology annotation, molecular function: RNA polymerase II transcription regulatory region sequence-specific DNA binding. The transcript is spliced from 2 exons. NCBI's taxonomy places the organism in Eukaryota, Fungi, Ascomycota, Sordariomycetes, Hypocreales, Cordycipitaceae. The record is from RefSeq and is a predicted model, not a curated record.